This is a messenger RNA of Pseudophryne corroboree (corroboree frog), 1419 nucleotides long. RefSeq names its product BLOC-1 related complex subunit 8 (gene BORCS8). NCBI's taxonomy places the organism in Eukaryota, Metazoa, Chordata, Amphibia, Anura, Myobatrachidae. The transcript has 4 exons. The record is from RefSeq and is a predicted model, not a curated record. Gene Ontology annotation, cellular component: BORC complex. The coding region runs from base 28 to 402 and encodes 124 amino acids.
ACCGACUGAGAGGGGGCGUGCUGCUGCAUGCUGGGGGAGCUGGGCAUGGAGGAGCAGGAGAUGCAGAUAAAGGUGAAGAAAGGAGUGACUGUAAUCUUUAUAUUCUGUUUAGUGACGGACAAGUUUACUGAGAGCAUGUAUGUCCUUGCCAAUGAGCCUUCGGUGGCCUUGUAUAGGCUACAGGAACAUGUCCGCAGGUCUCUUCCAGAACUAGCCCAGCAUAAGGCUGACAUGCAGAAUUGGGAAGAACAAAGUCAGGGCUCUAUAUACACUGUGGAGUACGCAUGCAGUGCAGUUAAAAGUAUGACCUUCAGCAGUGUACACUUCAAGAGCAUUGAUGGGCUCCUGAAACAAGCCAUCAACCUGAAACAUCAGCUAAACACUGUGCAGAGCCGCAGGUAGUGUGUCUAACCCGCAAUCUUCCUGCAUAGGCGCAAAGCCCUGAGCAAGAAAAGACGGUUAGAAGGAAAUUCUUCUACUUCCUGAUUUUAGUAAUGUAAUCAUUAUGUAACUGUAUGCCAUGGACUUAUGCUGUAAGGGAAAACUUUAUAAGAAUAUGUAAUGGUGACGUACAGUAUAUCUGGAGCAGGAUGUGUGGUUAUAGGAAAAAUCUUAUGGAGAUUGAAUAAUAUAAGUAGUUUAUAGAACGUAAUGAAGAGUUUGCAGAAGCACCUAUCUGCAUUAUGGAGAGGUGUAAUCUCAAUGCUAUAUCGGGAGUACAUCAAUCCUGUGCAGUCCUUGUACGCUGGACUUGCCGCACCUAUCCACAUCGCCAGAAGGGUCUGGAUUGUGAUAUUCUAGUUCCGUUCCUAUGUGAGAAAUGUGUAUUACACUGGUAUAAAGUCAUUCUCUCUGAAGUAUAACAUGAAAGAACCAGCUUUUUCAACUGCCUACUGUGCUAAUUAGUAAGUGGAGUGGAAUCUGCACACUCCCCAGCAAAUAAGAGCUGUUGUAUUUUUAUUAUGUUUACAAAAUAACAAAAAUUCUAACCCCACAUUUAUAACCAACAGAUACUGCCUGAUUGUAACAUAGUGAUAGCGAAGAACUGUGCAUACACUGUAAGCUUUGUGAGAGCACUGAACUUGCCUUUUAUGUGUGAUCUGUACAUCAGGCUUAUGAAACUACUUGACUAAAUUUGGUUGACAUGGAAUAGAGUAAUAUUUGUAUAAACACAAUCUGUAAAAUGUAUUGCUUCCCCCUUAUUCCUUGUUUUCCGUCUACUCCCAAAUAUCAACAAUAUGCUGCCUACUUAAUGUGUCACUUUUACAGAAAAGUACAGACCAGGCUCUGCUGCUGUUGUUGUGUGUUUUAUUCAGUUAUUUUAUUGGGUUUUCUUCUCUAUAUAACGUAUUUUUGAUUUUUUUUUUGUAUAUAGGUGUAUGUAUGUAUAUGUGUGUAUAUGUAUAUAAUAUAGAAAUA